AUGUCUUCCUACGGCCAACUGCUCAGUGCCCGCAGCGCUUCGCCCUGCGAGGUGACCUGUGCCCAGCCCUACGUCGAUGCCUGCAGCGAGCCCUGCGUCGCCGCAUGCGGAGACUCCCGAGCCAUCGUCUACGCCCCACCCGUGGUCGUGACAUUCCCGGGGCCCAUCAUCAGCUCCUGCCCCACGGAGAGCAUCGUUGGGUCGUCCAUCCCUGAAAUCGGCGGGGGAAUGGGCUCUGGAGGGGGUGGGAUGGGGUCUGGAGGUGGUGGGAUGGGAUCUGGAGGUGGGAUGGGGUCUGGAGGUGGUGGAAUGGGAUCUGGAGGGGGCUCCUCCUGCGGGGGUGGGAUGCCACGGCUGGGGAGCCUCUACCGCGGCUAUUUCUCAGGCUACGGUAGGAAUUAUUAUCCCUAUAAUUCCCGAGGGUACUACAGGUAUCGCUACGGGAACUACGGGCCUUUUUAACCCUUUAACACUGAGGGAUGUCCAAAGGAAAAAUAGGAUGCAAAGUAGUAGUUGACAGCUAGGAAUUCCAAGCGGUCUCUGCUCCAGCUGAUGCGGUUGGAGCCGGGGUUGUUUGGAUCUCGCUGUGCUUUAUCCAAGGCUUAGGAUCCCGAUGUUCCCUCCCUUUGUCCCUCUCUCUUGUUGUGUUUUGUACUCCCUGAAUCUGAAGAGUCAAACCAGUCAUGGACUUGGCUGUGAAAGUGUCCGGGUGGAAAAAAAAUGUUCUUGAAUGACUGCUGGACUGGAGUCCAGGCUGAACUGGGAAUGCUGAACUGGGAAUGCCGAAAUGGGAAUGCUGACAUGGAGAUUCCGUUCUUUGUCUCUGCACUGCCUCAUCCCACUUUUUGUU
Molecule: messenger RNA, 850 nt
Organism: Oenanthe melanoleuca
Lineage: Eukaryota; Metazoa; Chordata; Aves; Passeriformes; Muscicapidae
Product: feather keratin B-4-like
Exons: 2
Coding region: 1-462 (153 amino acids)
Cellular component (GO): intermediate filament
Molecular function (GO): structural constituent of cytoskeleton
Source: RefSeq, a predicted model, not a curated record